AUGCAAAAGAACAAACCCGUAGAGGAUAAAACAUUCUCCAGCAUCACAUGUUUUCUUGCUGCCGAGCUAUUGGAUGAUGGCAACGUUGCACUAAGGGCAAACGGAAACGACGAACACGAUUGGCAGAAGUCUGAGGGGGACGCUUUUGAGAGUUUGGAGGAGCUGCCAUUUUGGGACCAGGACAUAGCUGCAGGCUUUGCAAACCACGUCACGGGAUCAUACAAGACCUAUGCGGUCGAAGUGAAGAGCAUCACAGUGGAGAUGAUUGGUCUUGGGUAUCGGAAGCGAAAGGCAGUAGUGAUUAUGAAGUUGGUUCAAGGCAAUGUCACGGCAAUUCCUUCCUUACACAUUGAUAUCGUCAAGGACAUUAGCUUCUCCUGGCGUACGACGAACGACGAUAGUUAA
Messenger RNA from Letharia columbiana, 405 nucleotides. RefSeq lists its product as uncharacterized. The record is from RefSeq and is a predicted model, not a curated record. Bases 1 to 405 code for a protein of 134 amino acids. The transcript has a single exon. Lineage: Eukaryota; Fungi; Ascomycota; Lecanoromycetes; Lecanorales; Parmeliaceae.